AUACAAUUUUUGGCAGCCGGCGAGUGUCGGUGGUAUAAAGCCCGUUGACAGCAGGCGACCGACUAUCAGUGUGACUAGUUUCGUGAGACGUGCAGCACACACGCGGCAAUGAAGGUCCUGAUAGUACUUCUCGCCCUCACGGCAUGCUCCUCGGCGACACUCGAUGCGCUCUUCAGCAAAGGUAAAGGUGGUGGUGGCGGCGGCGGAGGUCUCGGCGGUCUUACCGAACUGUUCGACAUAAGCGGACUUCUCGGUGGACUAUUGGGAGGCGGCGGCGGUGGCGGUGGAGGUAGACCCCCACCACGACCAGUGUAUGGACCACCGCCACCACCGCGACCCGUCUAUGGACCACCUCCGCCAAGACCGGUGUACGGUCCGCCACCACCACGACCGUCCUACGGACCACCGGCACCAGUUUAUGGACCACCUCCACCCGGUCCAGCCUAUGGACCUCCACCACGUCCAAUCUUGAGUGGACCACCCGCGCCUGUUUAUGGACCACCGCCACCACAUCAUCCGCCUCCACCACCACCUCCACCAGCAUAUGGCCCACCACCACGACCACUUCCUCCACCACCACCACCAGCUCCAGUUUACGGACCCCCAGCGUACCAUCCACCGGCACCGAUCUUCCAGUCAUCCCCUCCCGCGCCCCAGUAUGCACCACCUCCGCCAGCCCCGGCUCCACAAUACGGACCACCUCCGCCAGCCCCGAUCUUCCAAUCCUCCCCACCAGCACCCCAGUACGGCCCACCUCCACCAGCCCCGGCACCACAGUAUGGACCACCUCCGCCAGCCCCGAUCUUCCAGUCUUCCCCGCCAGCACCCCAGUAUGUACCACCAGCGCCAGCACCACAGUACGGUCCCCCACCAUCUGCACCAGCUCCUCAGUAUGGACCGCCUCCAGCGCAGCAAUAUCAUUCCGCUCCGGCGAUAACGGUCGUUGAGGCUCCCCGAAUCGAGUACCUGCCCCCGGAGCAGAUCCAACAACUGCCCCUGCAGGAUACCAACGUGAACUUCAGUGGAGUGAGCUCGAGUGCGGUCGCUUCCGGUAGUAUCACCGGCGGUGGUGAUUCUGGCUACCACUACGGUAUUGGUCACGGCUCUGGACACUGACACUGACAGAUAUGAACGCACGCGAACAAAAAAAAAACAUUUCCCCCCCCCCCCCAUACUUCUCUUGCAUUCCCCCCGUUUUUCGGAGAGAAGUACUCACACUCACAAACUUAGCUAGGAUUGUGCAAUACCAAAAAACACGGUUUUACUAUAAGGAACUGACUCCCUACCCUCUAUUUCCCUCGAUUGCGUACCACCAAUGAAUUGAAAAUUUCAAUUUCUUGUUAACUGAGGAUGGUGUCGAAUCACUUGCUAGUCACACUCACUAUCCUACACUUCAAUCUUCCUGUAUCUAUCCGAUUUUUUCCCUUUACUAUAUGCGUACAAAUAAUACCUAGCCAGUGACUAUCCCCCUCUCCUCCCCCCACAGAGGAAUCUUAGUUCAAAGCAACCAAUUUUAGCAUUAGAAGCAUGUAACGAAAACUGCCAGAAGCGAAGGGGCGUAACGUUCGUACGCCGAGAUGUGUUUCGAGCCGAAAAUAUUGCUCAAUUGAAGCGUAGAUGCUGCAGAAAAAAAAGUAGAAAGCUAUUUCGCACAAACGGAAAUCCUGCUAUUAGUUAAUUUAUGUGUUUGUAAAUUAAUGUAAGGACGUUCGUUAUAGCAGGUCUGAAGAGCAAAUCGGUAAGCUUUUUUUUAUUUGUAAGUCGAAGAUAGCGUAAAUAUCUCUUCUCAUUUUAUUGGUUCUUACACAACCUCUGAAUGCCAUAUUUAAGGAGAAAAGUUAUGUAUAGCGAAAGAAAAUGUGAAAAACUUCAAAUAAAA
Molecule: messenger RNA, 1879 nt
Organism: Topomyia yanbarensis
Lineage: Eukaryota; Metazoa; Arthropoda; Insecta; Diptera; Culicidae
Exons: 7
Coding region: 109-1116 (335 amino acids)
Source: RefSeq, a predicted model, not a curated record